AAAGGAAAGAGGAAAGGAUACAUUCCAUAAUCUAUAAUAGGAAGGGAUUGGGAAAACUCCUCUUGGAUUUAUUAAGAGCUGAGCAUUUUUGUUGGAGAAACUUCAAGCUUCUAGAGAGGUUUUUGUGGGUCUUUCUUGACUCCCCCAAGAGCUGAGAAUUUUGAAAAUUGGAGGGAAGAGAGGUUUAUAUUGAUUUCUGGGACAUGGGUUUUCUAUAUUUAUAUGUUAUGUGAGAGAUGGGAUUGAGAAAUUCUAAAAUUUCCGACUUCUAGAGGGAUAAGCAUUGAAGUUUCUGACUUGGGUUUUGACAUUUAAAAGCUGUGAUUAAGAGGUUUUCUUCUUAUUUGACAUGGAUGUUGUUUUUUGAAGCUUGUGAAAGCUGAAGUUGAGGUAUUUGCAUUGACGUUGGAGGAAUUUGCAUUGAGGAUUUCCUUACAUAGGUUUCUUUUAUUUAUUUAUUUAAGACUCUUGAAAGCUCUGCUGAGGUUAGAGAGGAAUUGGAUCUGAAGGUAUUGGGUUUGAGAGGGUUUUAGGCUUUGGAGUUAUUUUAUUUGAGAAGUUUGAGUUGGGUUUGGUUUGUGAAGGCCUUUAAAGGUUGGAAUUCGAAUUGAGAAAAGAGAGAGAUUCGGUUUCUCAAUAUUAAGAGGAUUUUGGUCUGUUUUGCUAGUCAAAACUAGGGGAGUGGAUUGCUCAAGCUUUGUUUUAAAGAUGGAUACGAAAUGCACAAGAUUCCUAGUGCUUCUAGGAUUCAUGGUGGUAUUUUCAGCCUCAGUCUUCAGAGAAAUUACGGCUUAUACACCUGGGGAGUCUUUGCACCAGGAGAUUUCAACCACACCUUUUGAACUAGGCAGGAAGUUGGCAGAAGGAGAAAACAGUAGAGAAACAGGAAAACCCUUAGCUGAUACAGUGAGGAUUGAUCCUUUGGAUAAGCUCAAAAAAUAUAGAGGUGGCUACAAUAUCUCUAACAAGCAUUAUUGGAGUUCUACAGCAUUCACAGGUAAAUAUGGGUACGGCGUUGCAGCGCUGUGGCUUUUAGGAGGUGUCAUAUAUGCCGGAUUUCUACUCGGGAGUAUGUGUUGCCUCAACAAGAGAAGGAGACUUCAAAAGAGAACUACUUGCACUAGGCAUUGUUACUUCUGGCCCAUUCUCCUGGGAUUUCUCUUCACAUUUCUAGCCAUAAUUGCAUCUGGAGUGGUACUUGGUGGCAAUGCAAGAUUCAAUUCAAGGGCGACUACGGUGAAAAACAUCAUCAUAGACACUGCCAACGGGGCAGCGGAGGCUAUAUACAAGGUGACAGGAGCCAUAAAAGCCAUGCAGGAGAAUGCAGGGCUCGAGGACCCCACCGGCCGAUUGAAUUCCACAUCACGACGGCUUAACAGGGGUGCCGCCGACAUACAAAGACAAGCAAGGAAGAAUAGGCGUUGGGUCAACAUAGGCCUGAAAAUAAUGUAUGCAACAACUACCGUCAUUGUUUCACUGAAUCUGAUCGCCAUCCUCGCCUUAUCAGUUUCGGGAUUCCUACGAUUGCGCAAGCCUCUUUACCUGCUUAUAAUCCUCUGCUGGAUAUUCACAUUUCUCUUUUGGAUGUAUUUUGGGGUGUAUUUCUUCCUAGAAAAGUUUGCAGGCGACACGUGUACGGCUCUUGUGGAGUACCAGCAAGAUCCCCGUAACAGCAGCUUGAGCUCGAUCCUUCCCUGUGACGACCUGCUUUCCGCAGAAUCAGUGCUGCUCGAUGCUAAAGCAGGGAUCCAUGACCUCAUAGACCAGGUGAAUGCCAAUAUUUCAGCGCCACCGGCAUCAUUCCUUCUGAAUCAGGCCCGCAUCUGCAACCCGUUCUCGGAUCCACCAAAUUACACUUACCAACCUGAAAACUGUCCAAACAAUACAAUCCGAAUAGGAGAUAUUCCCCAGAUCUUGGAAAGAUUUGCUUGCUUAGGCGGCAACAACGGAACAUGCAGAGCAGGAGAAAUCAUUCCUGCUACCACUUACAACACUAUCGAAGCCUACACAAGAUCGAUUCAGAAUCUACUCGAUGCCAUUCCCGGUAUGGAAAGCCUGGUAGACUGUCAAGUAGUGAAAGAUGCGAUCAACAAGAUCCUUUCCGAACAAUGCAAACCGGUGAAGAAGUUCAUUCGAAUGGUGUGGGCUGCAACGUUAGUUCUCUCGGUGAUCAUGGUGGGUUUGGUUCUGACAUGGACGACAAAAGCUCAUCAUAAUCGAAGCAGACAUUUCUCGGAUGGGUCUGUGAAACCUCAUUCGACAACGACCAAUGAGUUGCCAUCUGAUCCAACUGUAGCAGAUGUCAAACGGACAGAACUCAAAUUGGAACCAUAGUCGAAAUACAAUUAGUUGGGAAACAUCUAGCUACCCAAAGUACAUAGAAUUCCAGAGACAAAAAGAAAAAAAUACAGGUUUUAGAGAGAGGUAAUAUAGCAAAAGGAGGAAAAAAUAAAUAAAUUUAAUUGGUUUAAGAUCCAGAAGGAUUGUAUUUAAUAGAAGCAGUAAGUGGGGAGCUAGAGUAGGAGCAGCAGAGAUGAAAUGUGGGAAGCUAUUUUAUUGCUUGAAGCAUUUGGGAGUUAACCAGUUUCCAUUCAUGCAGAUGGAUGAGGUUGCAGUCAAGAGGUGGAGACUCCAAUCCAAAUACGAGAGUCUGCCCUGCCGAUUCUUUUCCCUGACGCUGAAAUCAGCUGAUUUUACCCAAAGAUUGAGUUUGUAAAAUGCAAUGAAUAAGUAAAUCAAAUUUCUUUGUUCUUUUUAA
Magnolia sinica is the source of this 2758-nucleotide messenger RNA. RefSeq lists its product as uncharacterized. The transcript has 11 exons. Bases 709 to 2334 code for a protein of 541 amino acids. The record is from RefSeq and is a predicted model, not a curated record. Lineage: Eukaryota; Viridiplantae; Streptophyta; Magnoliopsida; Magnoliales; Magnoliaceae. Gene Ontology annotation, cellular component: membrane.